Molecule: messenger RNA, 240 nt
Organism: Peronospora matthiolae
Lineage: Eukaryota; Oomycota; Peronosporomycetes; Peronosporales; Peronosporaceae
Source: the annotation of a GenBank genome assembly
AUGUACGAAGGGAUUGACAACCUAAAAUCCCUUUACGACCGUGCCGGGAAGACUUUCCUCGGCGGUCCUUCUGCGGCACAGGAUGUGCCGCGUCGUACUGCUCAACCAGACCCAGUACGUCAACCAUCAGUUGGGAGCGGGGCUCCCAGUAUCCCAGGACGGGGUAUAACCGCGCCACCGGACGAGAUAACUCGUCCGACGUCCGUUCACGUCACGGUGGUUCAACAGCUGCUCAACUAG